Quercus lobata is the source of this 1358-nucleotide messenger RNA. RefSeq names its product BURP domain-containing protein (gene RD22). The record is from RefSeq and is a predicted model, not a curated record. Lineage: Eukaryota; Viridiplantae; Streptophyta; Magnoliopsida; Fagales; Fagaceae. The coding region runs from base 83 to 1159 and encodes 358 amino acids. The transcript has 3 exons.
ACCUUGUUGCUAUCCUUUCCAAAUACUAAGCUCAGCAUUCAGGUUUUUCUGAUCUCUACUAAAAAUCCAUAGCUAAACCAAGAUGCAUCUACACAUUCUCGCUUUUCUCGCUGUUGCACUGGUGGCAAGCCAUGCUGCUGUGCCUCCUGAAAAGUACUGGAACUCCGUGCUGCCAAACACUCCAAUGCCUAAAGCCCUCAGUGAUCUUCUCCAGCCUGGCCUGGUCGAUGACAAAAGCACUUCAGUCGAUGUAGGAAAGGGUGGCGUAAACGUUGAUGCAGGAAAAGGAAAGCCAGCUGGUGGCGGCACUCACGUCGGUGUUGGAGGCAAAGGAGUUGGAGUGCAAACUGGAAAGCCAGGCGGCAAAGGAACCAAUGUCGGUGUUGGCAAAGGAGGAGUAUCUGUGAGCACAGGCCACAAAGGAAAGCCUGUGUAUGUUGGAGUAAAACCAGGGAAAAAUCCCUUUGUUUAUAAUUAUGCUGCCACUGAGAAUCAACUCCAUGAUGACCCCAAUGUAGCUCUUUUCUUCUUGGAAAAGGACUUGCAUCCAGGCACAAAAAUGAACUUGCACUUCACUAAAAACACGAACACAGCUACCUUUUUGUCUCGCCAAGUUGCAAAUUCAAUACCCUUUUCAUCUAACAAGGUUGCAGAUAUUUUUAACCGGUUUUCAGUGAAACCUGGGUCAAUGGAAGCUGAUAUAAUUCAAAGCACAAUUGAAGAAUGUGAAAAGACAGGCAUCAAAGGGGAGGAAAAAUAUUGUGCAACAUCAUUAGAGUCAAUGGUGGAUUUCAGCACUUCCAAGCUUGGAAAAGAUGUUCAGGCAAUCUCUACCGAGGUGGGAAAAGAAACCCAGAUGCAGAAAUACACUAUAGUCCCAGGAGUGAAGAAGGUUGGAAGUGACAAAUCUGUUGUGUGCCAUAAACAGAACUAUGUCUAUGCUGUCUUUUACUGCCAUGCAACAGAGACCACACAGGCUUAUAUGGUGCCACUAGAGGGUGCUGAUGGAACAAAAGCUAAAGCAGUGGCUGUAUGUCACACAAACACAUCAGAAUGGAACCCAAAGCAUUUGGCCUUCCAAGUACUCAAAGUUAAGCCUGGAACUGUCCCUGUCUGCCAUUUCCUUCCCGAGGAUCAUGUUGUCUGGGCAUCCAAAUAGAAGUCUCUGGGAAAGGCUCAAACCUCCAUAGCAUAAUUUAAUUGCAAGAGUAUGAAAUCCUUAUAUGUACUGUGAUAUAUACUACAGCGUUUAGUUACAUGUUUGAUUGUCCUUUAGUCAUGGAUGAUACAUUAUGUACUCACUAAUAAUACAUCCUGUCUCUUUCUACUUACUAAUAAAUUCAUAUCUUUUCGCUUUA